Juglans microcarpa x Juglans regia is the source of this 1561-nucleotide messenger RNA. Its product is annotated as peptidyl-prolyl cis-trans isomerase CYP40-like. The coding region runs from base 177 to 1268 and encodes 363 amino acids. Gene Ontology annotation, biological process: protein folding; protein peptidyl-prolyl isomerization. Gene Ontology annotation, molecular function: protein binding; peptidyl-prolyl cis-trans isomerase activity. The record is from RefSeq and is a predicted model, not a curated record. The transcript has 10 exons. NCBI's taxonomy places the organism in Eukaryota, Viridiplantae, Streptophyta, Magnoliopsida, Fagales, Juglandaceae.
AUCGUCGAGAUACACAUACACUUCUUCCACACCACAUGAAAUAAAAAAAGAAAAAGCCAGCGGUGCGCACCGCUGCGUAUUUUAGGAAUAGUUCUUAGAGCUAAAACUUCUAGAGGGAGAGGGAGCAGCUUAAAAGGCAAGAUUAGGGUUUUAGCGAGCGAGAGAGAGAGAGAGAGAUGGUGAACUCCAACCCCCGGUGCUACUUGGACAUAAGCAUAGGAGGAGAGCUAGAUGGGAGGGUAGUGGUGGAACUCUACAAGGAUGUGGUUCCCAAAACCGCCGAGAAUUUCAGGGCUCUCUGUACCGGCGAGAAGGGCAUUGGCCCUAACACCGGUGUUCCCCUCCACUACAAGGGGGUCUGUUUUCAUCGUGUCAUCAAAGGUUUUAUGAUACAAGGUGGAGACAUAUCGGCUGGGGAUGGCACUGGCGGAGAAUCUAUUUACGGCUUGAAAUUUGAGGAUGAGAAACUUGACCUCAAACAUGAAAGAAAAGGAAUGCUAUCAAUGGCUAACACCGGACCUAACACCAAUGGAUCCCAGUUCUUCAUCACGACGACUCGCACUUCUCAUCUAGAUGGCAAGCAUGUUGUAUUUGGGAAGGUAAUUAAAGGAAUGGGUGUGGUUCGGACUAUUGAGCAUGUUACUACUAGAGAGGGUGAUUAUCCCACUCAAGAAGUAGUAAUUAUGGAUUGUGGAGAGAUUCCUGAGGGGGAAGAUGAUGGAAUAUCUAACUUCUUUAAAGAUGGUGAUGCUUAUGCUGACUGGCCAGCUGACCUUGAUGCCAAACCAGAUGAAAUUUCUUGGUGGAUGAGGGCUGUAGAUGACAUUAAAAAUUUUGGAAAUGAGCAUUACAAGAAGCAAGACUAUAAGAUGGCUCUCAGAAAAUAUCGUAAAGCUUUGCGCUACUUGGAUGUAUGCUGGGAAAAGGAAGACAUUGAUGAAGAGAAAAGUGCAUCCUUGCGGAAGACAAAGUCCCAGAUAUUUACAAAUAGUUCUGCUUGUAAAUUGAAAUUAGGAGAUCUAAAAGGAGCAUUGUUGGACACAGACUUCGCUAUGCGAGAUGGGGAAGAUAAUGUGAAAGCUUUGUUUCGCCAAGGCCAGGCACAUAUGGCGUUAAAUGACAUAGACUCUGCAGUUGAAAGCUUCAGGAAGGCAUUAGAAUUGGAGCCAAACGAUGGAAGCAUAAAGAAAGAGCUUGCUGCUGCAAGGAAGAAGAUUGCUGAUAGACACGAUCAGGAAAAAAAGGCCUACUCUAAAAUGUUUCAGUAGAGUUCUGGCAUUCUUCUAUUAUGUGAAACACAUUUUGGUUAUAUGGUUGGCUGGUUCAGGUUUUUUGUUUGCAGACACAAAUUGGCUUCAUCAGGCUUUGUUGGUGGGCAUGAAUUGGCUGACUGAUCUUUUCAGGAGACAAUUGAGAAACUCUAGCUUGAACCAAUUUUGAUUAUGUCAAACUAGGCUUAUGGUACUUUAUUGCCGGCUGGAACUCUUUAUACAGUACUCAUCUGAUCAACGAAACAAUCUUGUUAUUUUUCUUGAAAUAAAAAUUCUUAUUUUAUGUAAAA